Strongylocentrotus purpuratus (purple sea urchin) is the source of this 1167-nucleotide messenger RNA. RefSeq names its product bridging integrator 3 (gene bin3). Gene Ontology annotation, molecular function: lipid binding; protein binding. Lineage: Eukaryota; Metazoa; Echinodermata; Echinoidea; Camarodonta; Strongylocentrotidae. The transcript has 7 exons. The coding region runs from base 145 to 918 and encodes 257 amino acids. Gene Ontology annotation, biological process: endocytosis; plasma membrane tubulation; actin cortical patch localization. The record is from RefSeq and is a predicted model, not a curated record. Gene Ontology annotation, cellular component: cytoplasm; actin cortical patch.
UGUGCCCUUUGUUGCUGUCUGAUUGUAUCACUUUGUAAAUAAGGUGUGUCUCGAUCCAUCACAACAAAUCAUCAAAAUACAUCAAAUUUGUCACCUAAAGCGGAUCUUUCUCUUACGUUCUGAAACCUGUGGGGAAAAUUCAAUAUGAGCUGGAAUUUUUUCAGUAGGUUUACAGGAGCCUCUCCGAAGAAGACAGUGCUGACAAGGGAGGAGGAAAAGGAUUUUGAAACAGAAGUGAAUAAAAUUGAAGUAUUGGAUGAAGCCACUAAACGCUUGUACAAGGAUAUGCGCAAGUGCAUUGAAGCGAUGACGUCGCUGUCUAAGCACCAGUGUCGAGUGGCUCACAACCUAGCUGCUAGCCCUAUCCUAAACACAGAACCUGAUAUCAAAUCAUUGGAGGGCAUCAGCACCUCCAUCAGCAAGGUUGAUGAAUUCACGCAUGAACUGAACCUCAGUGCUACUAGGACCAUGGUUGAGCCCAUGAAGAAGUUUAGUGGGAUCUUUCCAGGGAUCUACGUAGCUCUGAAGAAGAGGGAGCAGAUCCUCCAGGAGUACAGUCGCUGUCAGACCAAGUUGGAGAAGUACCAGGACAAGGAGAGGACCGGUCCUAAUCUUGCCAAGUUAGAACAGAGUAAAAAAACACUGGAUGCAGCCAAGGAGGAAUAUGAGAAAGUGCAUCAAGAGCUGAUGGAAGGGAUGCCAAACUUCUUUGAAGCCAGGAUAAACUACUUCCAACCAUGUUUUGAGGCUCUCAUCAAAGCACAAGUCCAAUACUACACGGAAUGCUUCAAGAUUUAUGUUGAGAUAGCAGCAUCAUUACAACACAAUGAGACGGUACAGAGCGAUGAUGACUUUGAGGAGGAGCUCCAUUCCAAGCUCAACGACAUCAGGGCUCUGUCCAUCGUGGUCGACGACUAGGCUCUCUCGCUAUCUUACCCGCCCAUUCCUCAUUCCUUCCCGUGCUACAUAGUAUACCUACCUAUGAUGGUUUACAUUGUAAAGGUAUAGAUAGUCUUUGUUUUACAAUGUUUUAUGUAUUCUAAAUUUUUGUUGGUCUAGACUUAGCGUAAACAAAGAUCUGGUCAAAGAUAUUCCAAAUUGACACAACUCCUCCAGUUGAAUUUAUAUUCUGUGUAUUAAGUACAUCUCCCUGCCCCCCCCCCCCCC